Messenger RNA from Equus quagga, 2313 nucleotides. RefSeq names its product sterol 26-hydroxylase, mitochondrial. Gene Ontology annotation, molecular function: iron ion binding; heme binding; monooxygenase activity. NCBI's taxonomy places the organism in Eukaryota, Metazoa, Chordata, Mammalia, Perissodactyla, Equidae. The transcript is spliced from 10 exons. Bases 466 to 2070 code for a protein of 534 amino acids. Gene Ontology annotation, biological process: glucocorticoid biosynthetic process; cholesterol metabolic process; cellular response to peptide hormone stimulus. Gene Ontology annotation, cellular component: mitochondrial inner membrane. The record is from RefSeq and is a predicted model, not a curated record.
CGGGAGCCAUUAGGAAAAUCCAGCGGCCAGUUUAAUCUCAGCAGCCGCUUCCGUCCCUCCAGGCAGGGAGGACCACUGGGCUCUAGCGCUCUGGCGGGGGGCGAGCCGGCGGGUCGGGGGAGGGCGGGUCGCUCUGGGUGGGGCCUCCCGGCCUUAGAAGCCUCCCAGGCUGGCGAGAACUUUGCUGCAUGUCUGCCCGGAGUUAAGACCAAGCGAGCUUCAAGUUCUCCUUGAGAGUUCGCGAAAGUUCGAGGUGAGGAGUCGCAGAACAGGCGCCAUCGUCGGAGCUCUGUCCAAUUUGGAGGGACUGAGGACUGCGACGAAAAGUGAGCAGUAAGCGGACUGGCUGGCCUUCGACCGCCCCACGCAGGCUACCGGUGCCUUGGAGCCCGCCCCUCCUGAUCUCUCUCUCGGCGCGUUCCUGACCCUCUGCACUCGCGACCCAAAGGCGCGGCAGCGCGAACCAUGGCUGCGCUAUGCUGCGCGAGGAUGCGGUGGGCGCUGCUGGGGACGCGAGUGGCACGCUCUGGCCUCGGCCCACAAGGAGCCAGAGCCAAGGCCACCAUCCCUGCCGCCCUCCCGGCGGCCCAGGCAGCCGAGGCUCCCGGAACCGGGCCUGGCGAUCGGAGGCUGCGGAGCCUGGAGCAGCUUCCAGGGCCAGGGCAGCUGCGCGCCUUGUUCCAGAUGUUAGGGCAAGGCUACGUUCUGUACUCGCACGAGCUCCAGGUGCUGAACAAGGCCAAGUAUGGUCCAAUAUGGAUAAGUCACCUAGGGCUUCGAAGCUACAUUAACCUGGCCAGUGCCCCGCUCCUGGAGCAAGUGAUGCGGCAAGAGGGCAAGUACCCAGUACGUGACUACAUGGAACUGUGGAAGGCGCACCGGGAUCUGCAUGGGCUGGCCUAUGGGCCCUUCACCACGGAAGGAGAGUCCUGGUACCGGCUGCGCCAGGCUCUGAACCAGCGGCUACUGAAGCCAACUGAGGCUGCGCUCUACACGGAUGCUCUGAACGAGGUGAUCGAUGACUUCAUGGUUCGACUGAGCCAGUUGCGGGCGGAGAGUGCCUCGGGGGACCAGGUGCCUGACAUCGCUCACCAUUUCUACCACUUUGCCUUGGAAGCUAUUUCCUACAUCCUGUUUGAGAAACGUAUUGGCUGCUUGGAGCGCUCCAUCCCCCAGGACACCAGGACCUUCAUCAGAUCUAUCGAUCUCAUGUUCAAGAACUCAGUCUAUAGCACCAUCCUCCCCAAGUGGACCCGUUCUGUGCUCCCUUUCUGGAAGCGAUACCUGGAUGGCUGGAACACCAUCUUCUCUUUUGGGAAGAAGCUGAUUGAUCAGAAACUCGAGGAAAUAGAGGCCCAGCUGCAGACAGGGGGCCCAGAUGGGGUCCAGAUAUCUGGCUACCUGCAUUUCCUGCUGACCAGCGGACAGCUCAGUCCUCAUGAGGCCAUGGGCAGCCUGCCUGAGCUGCUCCUGGCUGGAGUAGACACGACAUCCAACACGCUGACGUGGGCCCUGUACCACCUUUCAAAGCACCCAGAGAUCCAGGCGGCCUUGCACAAGGAGGUGAUGGGCGUGGUGCCAGCUGGGCAGGUGCCUCAGCACAAGGACUUUGCUCACAUGCCCCUGCUCAAAGCUGUACUUAAGGAGACCCUGCGCCUCUACCCUGUGGUCCCUGUGAAUUCCCGGGUCAUCACGGAAAAGGAAAUUGAAGUUGGUGGCUUCUUCUUCCCCAAGAAUACCCAGUUUGUGCUGUGCCACUAUGUGGCAUCCCGGGACCCUAGCAUCUUCCCUGAGCCGGAGAGCUUCCGGCCUGAACGCUGGCUGAGGAAGAGCCAGACUGAUACCCUCAGGGUCCAACACCCGUUUGGCUCUGUGCCCUUCGGCUAUGGGGUCCGAGCUUGCCUGGGCCGCAGGAUCGCAGAGCUGGAGAUGCAGCUGCUGCUGACAAGGCUGAUCCAACAGUAUGAGGUGGCCCUGGCCCCUGAGACGGGGGAGGUGAAGAGCAUGGCCCGCGUCGUCCUGGUUCCCAGUAAGAAGGUGGGCCUGCGUUUCCUGCAGAGACAGUGCUGAGCUGGCCCCCUCCUCUCCCUCCCUGGCACAGAAAUUCCUGGCUACUGCUGUGUCUCAGAUGAGGAGAGAGAGAAAGGGGCUGCCAGAUGCCAAAGGCUGGAGCGACUCAGUGUCCUUCCCACAGAACACUGAGCUUCUGCAACUUUUAUCAUGUUGAGUGUCUCCUUCUUAGAUAAAAGGCCAUCCCCUUGUCACAUUGCUAUGCUUGAGGAAAAUAUAGAAUAAAGGGGCUUUUAUUGAUGA